Messenger RNA from Gossypium raimondii (Peruvian cotton), 2680 nucleotides. RefSeq lists its product as uncharacterized. The transcript has a single exon. Bases 260 to 2305 code for a protein of 681 amino acids. The record is from RefSeq and is a predicted model, not a curated record. NCBI's taxonomy places the organism in Eukaryota, Viridiplantae, Streptophyta, Magnoliopsida, Malvales, Malvaceae.
CUUUUACUCAUUUAAAAAGCUAAAAUUUUCAGCUGAUUCUUUAAUAGAUAAAAGAAAAGGAGGGGAAGGGGUUAGCUGAUUUUUGGCUCUAAUUUGUUUUUCUUAUUGUCCAACAGGAAAAAUCGGAAAUCAAAAAGUAAAGAAAGGGGGCAUUACGAUUCCUUGUUACAGAACUCAAACCGACGAAACACACAAAACCACAACUCUGUGGUUAAGCCAUCCCCUAACCUAAAAAAUUUAUUCUCUACCGGUCUCAGAGAUGACGACCCACUCAGAUGCAGAGCAAGAAGCACAACGCUUGAAAGCACUAGCUGAAACCAAAUACAAGAAUUCAAACCUCCAAUCCGCUCUCAAACAUGCCAAGAAAGCCCACCGUCUUUGUCCCAACCUCGAAGGCAUCUCCUCCAUGCUCACUGCCUUUAAGAUUCUCCGGGCGGCUUCCAAACCCAAACAUGCUCCCGAUUGGUAUAAAAUUCUCCAGGUAGAACCCUUUUCCCACUUUAACUCCAUCAAGAAACAGUAUAGAAAACUAGCUUUGAUUUUGCAUCCUGACAAGAACCCUUUUUUAGGAUGUGAAGAAGCGUUUAAGCUAGUUGGUGAAGGGUUUAGGAUGUUUUCUGAUAAGAUUAGGAGGAAAGAAUAUGAUAUGAAGCUUAGGAUUAGGAUUCAGGAGGAAAGGCUUGAUGGAUUGGAAGGGAAUAAUGGUGCUGUUGGUGAGACAUUUUGGACUGCCUGUUCGCGCUGUAGGUUGUUGCAUAAGUUUGAAAAGAUGUAUUUGGGGCAUAAUUUGGUCUGCCCAAGUUGUAAGAAGAGCUUUUUGGCUGUGGAGGUUGAUGGAGAAGAUGAUGGUCAUGGUGAAAGUACGGGAGAGGAGGAUGUCUUGGCUUCUAAACCAGGUGAGAGGUUGAAGAGGAAGAUGGAUGGUCCCAAAGGUGUUGGGUUGGAGGGGGGAAAGGGUACUGGUGAGACAACUAGAAGUGUAGGCUCAAGGAGGCAAGCUAGUGGUGAGAAUUUGAAGGAGGAAGAGAGUGGUGAUGUGGGGAAGGGAGUGGAUGGUGGUGAGUGGGGUGUGGGGAGGUUGAGGAGCAGAGGCUCAAGGAGGAUGAGUACUGUUGGGAAGAUAUUGGCAAGGUCUGUAGGUGGGAAGGUGGGAGAUGAUGAGAUGGAGGAGAGCUCAAAGUCAAAGAGGGUAAAAGUUGCAGAGGAGACAAUGACACUUGCGGAAAUGCAGUUGGAAAUGAAGCAAAAGGCUAAUCAAGGACGGGAAAAGUUGAAUAAAAAAGAAAAGGUGAAAGAUGCAGGUGAAAAGGAGAAGGAAAGUGAGAGAGAUGAACCUAAACAAAGUAGUCUUUCAAAGAAUGAGAAACCGAAGGCAUCAGAGAAGAGUAAGGGUUUUGAGAUUGAGAAUCAGGGACCUUCACAGGCAAGUGUAAAUUUGGGGAUUAUGACACGUUCAACUAAGAAAAGAAGUGUAGAUUUUGAAACUAAGACUCAAGAGAAUGGGAAGAAGAAUCAAAAUUCAGAGCUCACCAAGCAAGGGACUUCUAGGAAGAGAGUGAAUUCAGACAUUGAGAAGCGCCGUAGUUCCAAGAGUAGGGACAUGGAAAUUGUGGCUGUGGAGGAUUUGGAUUUCUAUGAUUUUUAUAAAGAUAGAUCUGAGAGGAAUUUUAAGAAAGGGCAAGUGUGGGCUAUAUAUGAUGAUGAUGGAAUGCCUAGGCGUUAUGGUUUGAUUGAGGAAGUGUUUUCGGUAAAUCCGUUUGAAGUGAAGAUGAGUUGGUUGGACUCUCAGAAUAAUGGGGAUGACAAGUUAAUUAGUUGGGAGGAAAUGGGAUUUCAUGUAUCCUGUGGGAGAUUUAAGGUCGCCAGGAAGAGUUCAAUUAACUCUCUGAAUAUCUUUUCGCACAUGGUAGAAUGUGAAAGGGCGGCAAAGGAAUUUUAUAGGAUUUAUCCGAGGAAGGGCUCAGUUUGGGUUCUUUAUAAUGAAGCUAAAUUAGGUGCAGCAGGAAGAAAUCGUUCAGCUAGAGAUAAACACUGCUAUGACAUAGUUGUGCUUUUAACAACUUAUAGUGAAGUUCAUGGAUUGAGCAUGGCAUAUCUUGAGAAAGUUGAUGGAUUCAAGACGGUAUUUAAGAGACAGGAGAUUGGAUGUCAGGCUAUUAGAUGGCUUGAAAAAGAUGACAUUAGGUUGUUUUCACAUCAGAUUCCUGCACGGAAGCUUUCUGGUGAUGAUGUCCCUGAUCUUUUGAAAGACUGCUGGGAACUUGAUCCUGCUUCAGUCCCUCCUGAUCUUGCUAUUGGCUGCUAAAGAUGAUAUGUAUUUCAGAAACCUGAUUUUGCUUACCUAUAGUGUGGAGGAUCCAUUAUGAUGCAAGUACCCUGCAGAGAAACAUGAAUUUUUUAGCUGCUUUAUAAUUUCUUCAAGAUAUAUUAAUAGCUACUGCAAUAGAUCUUACUAGGAAGAAAUAACCUGUGAAUACUGCCACCGACUCAUGACUUUUUAACAUGGUUAAGCAGGCAUUUGUUUUGUGAUAAGUAGAGGAUAGCUGUAGUAGUGCAGUUCAGUGAUAUACAUUUGUAUUGAUAAUCUUUUAUUUUGGACAAUGGAAGACUGUAAGUUGCUUUUCACGAUUCAACUUCACGUAUCAAUGCUCAAAGGUUUUUAAGCUGAUUGCAAUAGAAA